UCGAUAUGUAUUUACAAAAAAAAAAGGAACAAUUAAUUGCUAUCAAACUUUCAACACGUACAUCUUCACUAUUGGUCAUUGAUUAAUGCAAUGAGGUAUAUGCUACGCUCCUCUCCCCCCAACCAUUCCCUAUUUUGUUUUUCCAUAAAUACACACACCAAUCAACUGAUGAAGACAUUCAUAUAUUCCAUCAGGUAGAAGAGAUAUUUGAAAGUAGUCGAGCAUGGCAAAAUCGGAUCUUCAUGCAAUGAUGGUUUCACACAGUGCAUUUGGUCACAUAAGCCCAUUUGUACAACUCUCAAACAAACUCUCAAACAACAGAGUUCGAAUUUCUUUCUUAACAGUUGCAGGCAAUGUCUCUCGUGUCAAAUCUCUCCUUACUCCCUCACCAAACAUUGAAGUAAUCCCUCUUACUCUACCUCCCAUUGAAGGUCUCCCUGCAGACCUCCAAAACACCGCAGACAUCAAACCAUCAGAUCACGGCCUCCUCAGCAAUGCAAUAGACCUCAUGGAACCUCAAAUCAAGAGCAUUUUGUCAGAUCUCAAACCCCAUUUCAUCUUCUACGAUAUGUGUUUGUCUUGGGUCCCAAAACUAGCAUCCGAACUCGGCAUCAAACCACUCUGCUUCUCUGUUUUCUCUGCAGUUGCAGCUGCCUAUUUGACUAAUCCUGCCAGACCCAAGAAUCCCACAUUGGAAGAUCUCAAAAAACCUCCAAAUGGGUUCCGUUCAACUUCCCUCACCUCCAUCCCCACUUUUCAAGCUCGUGACCUUAAGUAUGUCUUCACCAGCUUCAAUGGACGCCCAACCAUCUUCGACAUAGACGUCGAUUCAAUUAAUUCCUCCGCCGCGUUUUUUAUCAAGUCUUGCUACGAAAUGGAAGGGCCUUACCUGGAUUUCACGGCGGCCCAAUUCAAAAUACCCGUAUUUUGUACAGGCCCACUCGUGCCCGACCCGCCAACGGGUGUGCUGGAGGAGAAAUGGGACACAUGGCUGAGCCAGUUCCCUUCCAAGUCUGUUAUUUUCUGCUCAUUUGGUAGUGAAACAUUCUUGAGUGAAGAUCAGAUAAGAGAGCUUGUACUGGGCUUGGAUCUUACUGGGCUACCAUUUUUCCUUGUCUUGAGGUUUCCAGCAGAAGUUGAUGGGGAGGCCCAUCUGAAGAAGGCCUUGCCCAAUGGACUUCUAGAGAGAGUGAAAAGCAAAGGGGUUGUUCACAUUAAAGGGUGGAUCCAACAACAGUUGAUUCUGGGCCAUGAUAGUGUGGGGUGUUAUGUUAAUCACUCUGGAUUUAGUUCUGUUAUUGAAGGAAUAGUAAGUGAAUGUCAAUUGGUGUUUCUGCCUUUCAAGGGGGACCAAUUCUUGAACGCAAAGUUAAUAGCCGGGGACAUGAAGGCAGGGGUGGAGGUAAAUAGGAGGGAUGAGGAUGGGUAUUUUGGGAAGGAAGACAUCUUGGAGGCAAUAAAGACAGUGAUGGUUGACAUUGAUAAAGAGCCUGGUGCAACCAUUAGAGAAAAUAACAAUAACUGGAGGGAGUUCUUGCUGAAUAAAGAGAUACAGGAUAGGUUUAUCACAGACAUGGUUGAACAAAUGAAAGCCAUGACCUAAAGGCCUCUGCCCUUUUCUUUGUCAGUUUGUCAAUUUCUGUGUGCCAAUUCCGUCAAGUGUGAUUUUCAAAUUGUUAUGAAAUAAUAACAUUUCCUUUAAAAUUCCUGCAACAUA
This is a messenger RNA of Tripterygium wilfordii, 1717 nucleotides long. RefSeq names its product anthocyanidin-3-O-glucoside rhamnosyltransferase-like. The record is from RefSeq and is a predicted model, not a curated record. NCBI's taxonomy places the organism in Eukaryota, Viridiplantae, Streptophyta, Magnoliopsida, Celastrales, Celastraceae. The transcript has a single exon. Gene Ontology annotation, molecular function: UDP-glycosyltransferase activity. Bases 224 to 1603 code for a protein of 459 amino acids.